Molecule: messenger RNA, 2583 nt
Organism: Pantherophis guttatus
Lineage: Eukaryota; Metazoa; Chordata; Lepidosauria; Squamata; Colubridae
Source: RefSeq, a predicted model, not a curated record
CUGCUCUUCCGGGGUCGAGACGGGCCGCUCUUGCCUUCCGUCUCCUCUGCUGGUACCCAGGGGUUCGCGGGGCGGGGAGCCCCGGAGGGAGACUCCGACUCCGACUCCGACUCCGGACUUUUGCCCCACCCGCGAUCGCUCUCAGGCAAAUCGAGCAAUGCUGGAAAUGUCUCCUCAGCCGCUUGUCCUUUUCCAUGGAGAGAAAACAGCUGAUGUACAACUGGAUUGGAGGCUCUUCACCUUGGAGGACGUGGCCGUGCAUUUCACUGAGCACGAGUGGGCACUGCUGGAGCCUGACCAGAAGGCGCUGUACAGAGAAGUCAUGGAGGAGAUCAGUGGGAUUUUGGCAACUCUUGAAGGUGAUAAAAGAGAAAUCGAGGCUGACGGGGAAUCGCCGACCAAUCAAACCUACAAAUACUUAAUUUGUGGAAAUGGCUUCCGUCAGAAGGCGGAACUAAACAGCCAUCAAGUAACUCACGUAGGGAAGAGACCCUAUCAAUGCUUCGCAUGCGGAAAGUGCUUCAAUCGGAACGGCAAUCUCGCCAUACAUCAGAGGACCCACACGGGGGAGAGGCCCUAUGAGUGCGUGGACUGUGGAAAGUGCUUCAGCUCCAAAACCCACCUGAACGCCCACCAGAGAACUCACACGGGCGAGAGACCAUACAAAUGCGCAGCUUGCGGGAAGCGCUUCACUUCGAAGUCGCAUCUGACCAUGCAUCAACGAACUCACACGGGGGAGAGACCAUACAAAUGCAUGGAGUGCGCCAAGAGCUUUGUUUCGAACUCGCAGCUGACGAGGCAUCGGAGAACCCACGUGCAGGAUGGACCGCAUCAGUGCCUGGAAUGCGGGAAGGAUUUCAGUUCAAAGCCGCACCUCAGCAGGCAUCAGAGGGCGCAUGCCCAAGGGGCUCCCUACGCCUGCGUGGAGUGUGGGAAAAGCUUCCUUUGCAACACGGGCCUGGUCAUCCACAAAAGAAGCCACACCAGGGAGAAACCCCAUAAAUGCUUAGAGUGCGGGAAGUGUUUUGCUUGUAACACGGAACUCAGCAUCCAUGAGAGAACUCACACGGGGGAAAGGCCCUAUAAAUGCUUGGAGUGCGGGAAGUCUUUCAGCUCCAAGGCAAACUUAAAUUCCCACGAAAGGAUUCACACGGGGGAGAAACCCUACAGAUGCCCAGAAUGCGGGAAGUCCUUCAGUUCCAACACGCAUCUCAGAAUACAUCGGAGGACCCACACGGGGGAGAGACCCUAUCAAUGCUCAGAGUGCGGAAGGAGGUUCACGGUGAGCAGCUCCCUGACUUCUCACUACCGAGUCCACACGGGGGAAAAACCCUACGAAUGCCCGGAGUGCGGGAAAUGCUUCGCUCACAGCUCCGAGCUGCUUACGCACAAAAAGAUCCACAGGGGAGAGAAACCGCACUCGUGCUCGGAAUGCGGCAAGGGUUUCAUCACGCAGACUAACCUGAACACGCAUCAGCGGACUCACACCGGGGAGAGGCCCUUUCACUGCGGGGAGUGCGGCAAGGGCUUCAUCACAAAGGCCAAUCUGAGAACCCAUAAAAGGAUCCACACAGGAGAGAGGCCGUUUCAAUGCUUGGAUUGUGGGAAGGGUUUCAGUCAGAGGAUAAAUCUCAUUUCUCAUCAGAGAAUUCACACAGGGCAAACCGUAGAAAUGCUAAACUAAAAAGGCUUCUUUUUUUAAGGCAGUAUCUUGAAAACUACCAUAUUUUUUGCUCCCCCCUCCCCCCCAAAAGUAGGUGGAAAUGUCUGUGCAUCUUAUGGAACGAAUAUUGCGUCACAGACCGGGCCGCAACGGUUUCCCAUACUUGGGGGGGAGGAGAUUGGUGCAGCGGCAGCAACAGGCAGCAGCAAUCCCUGCCAUCUGGAACAGCUGAUUGGUGUUCGCUGCUGCUGCCUGUCGACGCCCCCACACCAACCCCCUCCCCCAGGUACACCACCAUUGCUGCCUCCUCCGUCUCUGCUGCCUCCUCCAGGGAACACUGGAGCCUUUGCUGGAGCAGCGAUGAAUGGCAGCAGCAAUCCCCGCCUCCUGGAACAGCUGCGGUUGGAUCAGCCUCCUGGAAUACUGCUGAUCAGCUGUUCCAGGCGGCGGGGAUCGCUGCCACCAUUCACCACUGUUCCAGCAAAGGCUCCAGUGUUCCCCGGCGGAGGCAGCAGACAUGGACAAGGCAGCAAUGGCAGCAUUUCCGGUUGGCCAGCCCGCUGACCAGCGGGGCUAUGGGAGGCGGAGAUCCAGCCGUCACUCAGCUGACCGGUGGUGGGCGCAACGGAGCAGAGCCCUGACGAGCCAUGUGCUGGGGCUAUGAUAACAUGCUGAAGCUGACUAGGCUGUUUGCUGUUUGCUGCAAGGGUGGCAGAGGCAGAUUUUUUUUUCUUUUCCUCCUCUAAGCCUAGGUGCGUCUUAUGGAGCGAAAACCUGAUAUUGUCAAAAGACUCAUUGAUGAAAAUUUAUUUUAAGAAUGUAUUAAUGGGGGGGAGCGGCGGAGAGCGUUAGCAAAAUCCAGAGAAAUACCCACAUGUGUGUUUGACCAAGCAAGGAAAAAAGUCACAUUCUAUCCAGAA